Molecule: messenger RNA, 1706 nt
Organism: Fusarium oxysporum Fo47
Lineage: Eukaryota; Fungi; Ascomycota; Sordariomycetes; Hypocreales; Nectriaceae
Exons: 1
Coding region: 306-1238 (310 amino acids)
Source: RefSeq, a predicted model, not a curated record
CUAGAUUACUAAUGCAGUUGUUUCCUGACGCCGUGAAGAUCAUGCCUACCCUGCGACGCUUCGACCAGUCGUCGUCAAUUCGCGUCGCGUCGCGUCAAGACAUAUCACCAUCAUUGUUGUCCUUCCCCCGACGAAUACAACAUACCUCGAAGCUCUACAAUGCCUUCACCAGAUGUUCAUACCGCCAAUAUAAGCCGUCGCAGAAGUCCAAUUAGCCCGAUCAAUCCCUCUAGUAGAACACAAUCGCGGCCUUCAUCGAGCAACUCAGACCAGUUAUCAGACAAUUCAACGGCCUGCCUCGAAAUAUGUCAAUAUGGCACGGAAGGUGUGGGUGGCGUGCCUGCAGGAUGGCUCGACCAUCAUUUUCCUCCCUGCCUGGACUUCACGAUUCAAUCGGCAAAGAUAUUCCAGGUGUUCAGUGGCGAAAAUCAGACAUAUACCUCCGGAACGAUUAUCGCACGUCCCUGUAUAGACCAAGCAAACAGUUCCAACACGUUGACACACUGACACCAGACCCGGCCAUGACCAUACGGGAAAGGCAGCACACCGGUCAACAGAGUCGAGACGAGUGUAUAACGCGAGCCGUAACGAGAAUGACGAUCCUCCCGACUGCCUUAGGAUUGGCUCGCCAGCUGGUAAAAACAGACCGUCACCUCGCCUCGGCACUUGCGUUAGCCCGCGAAAGGGACCUUGCCUGGGCCGAACAAAGACGUCAAACGCAAAAAGGCAGUGCGACUUUUUCACAGCCAGUCACAAGCCCUGUCCAGGUCUCAUUGCUUCCGAACGUGUCUGCUCCGGGCGAGGAGCAGUGCGAGCAGCACGACUUGUCCGAUGCCAGCUCGAGGUCCAACGCAGUCGAAACAAUCCCAAACCCACCAAUCCUGGGUGAUCCAGCUCCGUCGGUUGAUGCCCUUUUUGCUAGGGUUAACAGUUUUGCGAAAACCCGUAGCUUCGGUGUUAUCAAGGCUCAUGGUAUGAUUCGACCUGGACAGCGAAGUCGAUAUGUCCUCCAAUGCCAUCGGUACGGGCUCCGCGGCCGGGAAGGGGUGCUGGCCUUCGGAAACGAAAGUCUCGAAAGUCGGGGUGCCUAUGGAAGAUUAUUGCCGAGGCCCUGCCAGAGAACGGUUUUCAGUGGACUCUGCGACACUUCCCAGAUGCGGAACACCGCCACCACAAUCAUAACCCCAGUACCGAUGCCGCCGCUCACCCAGUUCAUCGACGACUUACUAGCCCUGUGAAGGCGACCAUCCAGUCUUCCAGUCGACGGGUUGGCAUUCGUGCACGAGACAUUGGUGGCAUAGUCCGAGAUCACUUUCCAGAUUCGGUUUACACCAAGAGAGAUAUCUACAAUGCCAGAGCUCGGAUUAGCAGAGAGAAUGUGGGUGGCUACAGCUCUACGGCUGCAUUGAUCAAGUUGUUCGACGACAAGGAGACCCCUUACGUUGCCGAGUGGGCUAAGGACGAACCCGACCGCCUGGUGGGGUUGGUUUGGACGUUCUCCUACUGUAUCCAGAUGUGGAGGCGUUUCCCCAAGGUCAUCAGCACAAAGAUCUCCAGCUACAAUGUGUGACGAGACGUAGAUGGUAUUCAACAUGCGAUUCAAAACGUGCUGUAAUUAUGCAACAGGUUGUCUAUGUAUAUCCAGAUUCACUCUUUGAAGUUAAUCGAAGUUGGCGUUUUAGAAAUCCUUGAGAUUCUGAUCUCCU